Molecule: messenger RNA, 2168 nt
Organism: Strongylocentrotus purpuratus (purple sea urchin)
Lineage: Eukaryota; Metazoa; Echinodermata; Echinoidea; Camarodonta; Strongylocentrotidae
Gene: trpt1
Product: tRNA 2'-phosphotransferase 1
Exons: 7
Coding region: 797-1411 (204 amino acids)
Biological process (GO): tRNA splicing, via endonucleolytic cleavage and ligation
Molecular function (GO): tRNA 2'-phosphotransferase activity
Source: RefSeq, a predicted model, not a curated record
UGACCAUUGAAACGUGAUACAUUAGAUUUAAUAAAAUUAUUAGGAAAUUUAUCGGAUUUUAGAGUCCUCUUGGAAUGAUCGUAUAGUGCGUUUCCCUCUGUGGGUAUAUGAUUAUGAAUUAAUUUAUGAUUGAAAUGGUUGAGCAUUAUCUGUAAAAUCAUAGAGAUGACAUCCUUAUGAUUAAAAUGGUCUAAUACUAAUUAUGGUGAGGGGAAAUUGAAUGUACUAAAUCUUGCAUAUUAGCACUUCGCUGAGACAGGUGGGCCUACUCUGAACUCGAAAAUAUGAGUCUGGAAAGACUAAAGAGAGAGCCGAAAACUUGAUCAGUAAAAGUGAGCCAAGAUCAACAGUUCGAAAAGAUGAACAUCAAGGAAGGAACGCCGUGGCGCAGAAAAUCUGACAAGAUUGAAGAGCGCCAUCUAAUCGCCAACAACAACAACAAUAUUGCGCAAUCACCUGGCGCUGGCUGGCUAGCAGACAAUCAUAUAGAUCUAGUAUGUCAUUGCAACACGACUGCAGCUGGCAGAGUUUCAAACGAGAGGAUUUCUUUCAUAUAGUUUCGAAAGAUCCAGAUCAUCAUGAUAUUUCAAUCUCAGUUUGAUCUACAUACAUGUACUAAGGCUGUAAGACAGACAGUUUACAAAUUCGCACGCUAGGUUCAACAACCCACCACCGACAGCUCUGCAGCUCAACUGUCUCCAUUUGCCCAUUGGAAUUAACACUGCUCACUCCAUCCAGCUCCCUCACACAUACCUAAUUAAUCCACCGAGCUAACUGGCCAUCCUCACUCCAAAACAUGGACGUCAGACUGUCUAAACUUCUCUCGCUGGUUUUAAGGCACAGAGCACAGCAAUUGGGCUUCAACAUUUAUCCAGGGGGAUAUGUUCUAGUCAAGGAUCUUUUAGCCCAUAAGAUGUUCAAGCGCUUUACAGAGGCCGACAUUAGAAGGGUUGUGGCUUCCAAUGACAAACAGAGAUUCUCCUUCAAAACCAAUGAGGAAACUGGUGAACUGAUGAUCUGUGCUAACCAAGGACAUUCCUUUGACGUACCUGAACCAGAGCUGGAACCCAUUACUGAUGCCAGUCGUUUUCGAACCGUAGUCCAUGGAACUUAUUUCAGGCAUUGGGACCAGAUCCGCAGACAGGGACUGAAGAGGAUGAACAGGACUCACAUUCACUUUGCCCAGGGUGUGCCGGGAGCUGAUGGAGUCAUCAGUGGAAUGCGGAGAUCCUGUCAAGUGAUGAUAUUCAUUGAUCUUCCUGCAGCAUUGAGAGGUGGCGUCAAGUUCUUCUUGUCGAAGAAUGGUGUGGUACUAUCCCCAGGUGACAAAGACGGGAUCCUUAGAACUAGAUACUUCAGUAGCGUGAUGGAAGCUCGUUCAAGGCAUCCGAUUGCUUUUGAGAAACACUGAAACAGCUCCAACCACUACUCGGUGACCGAGGGGAAUGAUAUGCAGAUUAUAUUUUGGAUUAUAUCACUGGAAUAGUUUCAGUUUUAUUUUUUAUUUCCAACAGAACAGAUAUACAAUUCAAUAUUCAACUAAAUACCUAAUGCAUUUUUCAUGGUUUAAAGUUAUCAAAUAGAAAGUAUACAUAAAUACCCAGUAUAAUACUUCUUUUAUAUUUCUAAAGUAAACUUGUGGAAAAAGAGGGAUUCACUGAAAAGCAGAGUUUGUAAAAUGUGGAUCCUCAAAAUAAUGAAAAACAUUAAUUUUGUAAAAUGUUAUGUAAAUAUAUUGACCUGAAGAGAAAAAAUAUGCACAUAAAUUACCAAAAAGUGGCAGAGUAAUAAUACAAUUAUAAAUCUGUAAUUUGAAAAAUUAUUACGAACAUAGUCUGUAGUUGUUCCGUAGUGUGCCUAGGCUUGCCAAAUGAGUCUACCUUUUGCUUUCAUGGUUCAUUUGACCUUUCUUGGUAUAUCAUAUUAUAUACAUGAAUCAUAUAUAUUUAAAAUUUUUUUGUAGGGGAAUGAGGUUCGCAUGUUUUUUUACAAAUUGAAUUAUCUUUUUUUCUUUUUUCUUUAAAUGUCUUUUUUUGUAUGUGCCUUACAAGUGAAAUAGGCUAUAAGAGCAAUUAUAUUACCAACACCAAUCGAGUGUGUAGUCCCAUUUACAACAUUCAUUGCUGGAGAGUUGUUAUAAAUGUCAGGCCCUCUAUACUAUACUCUAU